This is a messenger RNA of Rhizophagus irregularis DAOM 181602=DAOM 197198, 887 nucleotides long. The record is from RefSeq and is a predicted model, not a curated record. Lineage: Eukaryota; Fungi; Glomeromycota; Glomeromycetes; Glomerales; Glomeraceae.
UUUUAUAUUAGUUAAAAUCAUAUCAACAUUGUUCUAAUAGCCGUAUUAUUGAAAUUUAUGGGUUUACAAAAGAUCCCAAAUUAAAAGAUUAUAUAUUAAUUAUGAGAUAUGCAUCAGACGGAGAUUUACAUAAAUAUUUACAAAAGAAUUUUACAAGUAUUACAUGGAAUAAACAAAAACUACAUAUCUUAUGGCAAAUUUCAGAAGGACUUGAGACCAUUCAUAAUAAAAAAUUUAUGCAUCGAGACUUUCAUAGUGGAAACAUAUUAUUUGAUUCAACAAAUAAUAAUUAUGAUAAAAAUUAUCAAUGGAAAAUUGGAGAUCUAGGAUUAUCACAAGCUGUAAAUAAUAAAUCAUCAAAUCAUGAAAACUAUGGAGUAAUACCUUAUAUUGCUCCAGAAAUCUUUGAAGGAUCAGAAUUUUCUCAGGAAUCUGAUAUUUAUAGUUUUAGCAUGAUUAUGUGGGAACUUACAACAGGUUGUAACCCUUUUUCUAAUAUUAAGCAUGAUGUUCAACUUAUUUAUAAAAUCCUUGAUGGAUUACGACCAAAAAUUACAGAAGAUACACCAAAAUGUUAUGCUAAUUUAAUGAAAAAGUGUUGGCAUCCUAAUCCAAAAAAAAGACCUUCUAUAAAAAAAAUUCGUUUAACUUUCGGUGGUUGGGCAUUUAAAGGUAAAAAUGAAGCAAAAUUUAUUCAAGCUGAAACAAAAAGAAUGGAACUAAUAACAUCAAAGACGAUUGGUCCCGAAUUUGCUGAGAAACAUCACUCAGAAGCCAUUUAUACAAGUAGACUAUUAAAUUCUUUUAUUUCUGAGUAUUCAUCCAUCAAUUUAUCUUUAUCAUCAACGAUCUCAAUUAGCAAUAGUAAACAAGGUAUUAAUUACUAA